AAGGCCAAAUUGACCAUUCAACUUACCAAAAGAGUAAAUAUCACAUCUGCAUUUUGCUACCAAUAUGGUCGUCCACGCUCGACAAAUGAUAACAAACAACACUCAAAAGAGUACGUAACAGCCUUUUCUCAGUUCCCACCUAAAAUUAAUUAACCAAAGCUGCCAUUAGUUUUGGGUGGUUGUGAGUAGCCUGUUCAGCUCCAUCUAAUCUAUCUCUUGUCCUUAUGACAUCCGAAUUUUGAGGGUAUUGAAUUGAGGUUAGAGAUGAAGCUAUUAUCAACGCGUAAACAGUACAAUCAUGUCUUUGUAAAGUUUGCAGUCUCUUUUCUCGUCAUAGUCAUAGGCCUUGCUUUCCGCUUCAUCGUCUCUGAUCCAUCUCCAUUUCUUCUUCAUCCAUGCUAUAGACACACCACCUCUUCUAGAAGCCAAGAUCAUGGUGACCCAGUCUCCUCCAAUGGCUUCUCUGCCCAUUCAGCCUCCAGUUUCAGAGGAAUUUCUCAACAAAACCACCAUGAUUCAGUCUCUUCAGGCUACCUUUACUGCAGGUGAAAUCCCUGGGACCAUGAAUUGCCAGGGUUCAAUUCAGAGAGGUUUUCUUCAUCUGAUGAACAAAUUUUGAAGCACAGAACCACAACUCAACACGCUAAUCCACCUGAGAUUCUCCUCUACAGAGACCUUGAUAUUCAUUAGUUAAUAAAAGCCCCAGGCAUGGUUAUCUUGUAGAUGGUAAUUGCUCUAUGUUACUCAGGCCUUGACCAUGGGAGCUAAAUUUUUGACACAAAUAUCCUAAGCAUGGAUCGCAAUUCAUGUGUGCU
Messenger RNA from Rubroshorea leprosula, 815 nucleotides. The record is from the annotation of a GenBank genome assembly. Lineage: Eukaryota; Viridiplantae; Streptophyta; Magnoliopsida; Malvales; Dipterocarpaceae.